Nakaseomyces glabratus is the source of this 657-nucleotide messenger RNA. RefSeq names its product mitochondrial 54S ribosomal protein uL10m (gene MRPL11). Gene Ontology annotation, cellular component: mitochondrial large ribosomal subunit. The record is from RefSeq and is a predicted model, not a curated record. Gene Ontology annotation, biological process: translation. Gene Ontology annotation, molecular function: structural constituent of ribosome. Lineage: Eukaryota; Fungi; Ascomycota; Saccharomycetes; Saccharomycetales; Saccharomycetaceae.
AUGAACAGCGUUGGUUUAGUGUGGCAGUGUGUGAGGAGGUACUCCCGUGUUGCGGUGGAGUCUGGACUGAAGAGGCAGACGUGGAAGCCCAUAGACUCUCGGAAGACGUUCCUGUUGGACUCUUACCGGUACAUGAUGGACAACAACAGCAUGGUUCUUUUUGCGCAUUACAACAACUUGACGAAGAAUGAGGACCACCACUUCAGGGAGCAGAUCAAGCAGGCCGGUGGGAAGCUGACGAGGAUAAGGAACAAUAUAUUCAAAGUGUGUUUGAGGACGCUCGACCGCGAGGACCCCGCCGUGUACAUCAAGAACAAGAAGGAGUUGCCUCACCACCCGCUGAUCCCACUGUUGAAGGGCCCCACAGCGGUCAUCUCCUUCCAAGAUACUGACCCUCAGGGAGUCGCUAAAGUGUUCAAGCUACUGAAAAACGCACAAGACAAGUUACUUGUGAUGGGUGCAAAGGUCGACAAAGAGGUCUACGACUUCGCUAAGCUGGAUCAGUUCAAGACAUUGCCAACAAAAGAAGUCUUACAAGGACAAUUGGCAGGGCUUUUGCAGAUGCUUGGUGGUGCAGGUCUUGUGCAAGUGCUGGAGGCUAACAAGCAGCAUCUGUAUCUAACCUUGAAAUCCCACGAAGAUAACAUAAAAGAAUGA